AACCCUUGACGAAAAUGUAUUGGAAUGUCUUCGAAACAACCCUCCCGAGCGGCAUCUUGCAACUUCAAUUUUCCUCGUCUUCCAGGCCCAGCGCCAACUACCAGUGGAUUCGAUAGAUAUUCGAUGUGCAUGGCAGUUAACUAACUACCGUUUGUUGCGCUCAAAUGUGUCCCGCGCGAAAUCUUGACCGCUUUUGUCACCCCACUUUAACACCGAGUCAACGAGUUGACUACUCCGGAUCCCACUGAGCAACUCAACUUUGCGCUCAUGUCGUCUCUAUCUCCAUUUCCGUCUUAUCCCAUUCUCCUUCCUUCUGGGGUUUGAUGCCGCAAGUGAAGCCUAAGUAACUAACCGUCAAGGACCGUUUGGCUGACCGGGGUGUUGGGGGGAGAAUGCGUCGCAAAUCGCCAGUUGUCAGCGGCUGGGGAUUUUCCCUCGCUUGCCCUGCAGCUGCAUCCUUGGGCCCUGUCGGCUGUCCUGUUUUCCAGAAACCCCAUGCCGCACCAAUGAAUAUCCACGCUGAACUGUUGACCUGCUCCAUUGAGUAUGGCGUGCACUUUCAGCCCCAGGGGACGGGAGUUGGGUUGGCCGCCAAUCCUUUCUCCCGACAGUGGAACCCAUGCAGAACUUCCCAGAGGACUCCCCGCGGAGGCGAUGUAACACGGACAGGUUCAUGCAAUGAUAAAUUAACCAAGGCCCAGAGUACCGAGUGCUCGAUAUAUAUAUAUAUGAAUGUGGUCUCUCAUAGAGCCCAUUUCUUCCGAACGUACGUUUUUCAAUUGUUCUGUUUCUGCGGCACUAUGAAGUCCGCUCUACUCCUGGCGUUGACCGUGGCGGCCAACGCGGCGGCCAGCCCGCGCGUGACGGAUCCUGAGACCCAGGUCACUUACGAAGGGAUAUCGAGGAAUGGUCUCGAUGUCUUUCUGAACAUCCCAUAUGGCCAGGACACGAGCGGCGAGCACAGGUUCAAGCCCCCUCGGCCAUAUGUGCCCGAGGAAGGAUCGACGAUCAUGGCCAAAGCAUUCGGGCCCGCCUGUCCCCAGCAGACCGGCAAUCCAAACUUUCCCUUGACGUUGUCAAAUAUCUUCGAUAUCUCUGAAGACUGCCUUAAUUUGAAUAUUGUUCGACCCCCGGGCUUGUCCUCCGACUCCAAAUUACCCGUUAUGAUCUACAUCCACGGAGGCAAGCAGUUUUAUGCCGAGUUGGUUGGUUUCUGGACUGGCUCAAAUGCCGACCUCUCCUACGAACCGGAUGGAAUGAUUCUGGAGUCUAUGAAAAAUGAGAUGCCCAUCAUUCAUGUCUCGAUCAAUUACCGCUUGGGAUUGUUCGGCUUCGCCAUCUCAGAUGCUCUUAGAGAGGAAAAGUCGACCAACGCCGGUCUAAGGGACCAGCGACUGGCUUUCGAGUGGGUUCGCGACAACAUCGAAGUUUUUGGAGGGGAUCCAUCGAAAGUUACGAUAUUCGGCCAAUCUUCCGGAGGUCUUGCGGUUGGCCUCCACACCAUGGCAUAUGGUGGCACAAAGCCGGUACCGUUCCAACAGGGCAUUUGUCAGAGCCAGGCUCUCGAACCCGGAAUUACCGGUGACUUCACUAUCAAUGAAAUGAAGCUGGUCGCCGGCGCCACUGGCUGCAAUACCACCGAUCUGCACUCCCCAGAAACCAUUGCUUGUCUGCGUGACUUUGACACGGAGCCUCUAUUGAAUAAGUCUAUCGAGGUCCACGUGGCCGACAUCUCCAACAAUAUUGGAGACUCCUGGCUGCCGACGGUAGACGGUGAUUUUCUACCAGAUGCACCGUCAACUCUCGUUUCCGAAGGUCGCUUCGCGAAAGUGAGGACAAUGAUUGGAUGGACCGAGGAAGAUGUCACGUAUUACACACCCCAGGAAAUUUAUACGGAAGAGGAUACAUUCAACUUUAUCUCCAGCUAUCUCCCUGCGAUGACGGAUGUCUCGGUCAAGUCAUUACUUGAGCUUUAUCCGAGCUCCGAUUUCUCUGACGAUCCAACGGCUAACCGCACUGCGCAGUUCUACCGUUCGGCCAGAAUGUUCAGAGAUAUCAUCAUGACAUGCAUGCCGAUCUGGUAUGGAGAGAAUUUGGCGCGGAAAGAUAUCGACGUUUACUUGUAUGACUUCAACCAGACUCUUGUCGCCCCAAUCCUGGCUGCGAUAGGCAGCCCCGGCCUCGGUGCGAUCCACACAUCUGAGUUCGCAUACGUAUUUGGCAACAUUUCUCACUAUGACAUUCCCGGAUACCCUUUCGACCCUGUCGACUCUGACCGCCGUCUUGCGAUCGAAGCUUCACGGUCUUGGUCAUCCUUCGCCAGUGUCGGCCGUCCGUCCGUUCGGGGAAAGGAGACUUUGAAAGGAUGGGAAAAAGCAUUCGCGAGAGGUAACAACACGAGUAUUUAUGUGGCUGGAGGCCCGUCGGCAGGUUUAUCGCCGUGGGAUGGCCGUCGGGCAAAGCCAGCUAUCCGCGCACAGAAACUUCGCGAGCGGUGCAUGUUCUUGAACUCCCCGGAAAUCAGAGAGCAGAUGCAGUUUUAAGAAAGCAUCUUUUUCAGUACACUGUCGUGUCACUUGCUCAAGCCGCCAGGCGAAUGACUCGGGUUAGCGUACCUAUAAAUGUGACAGGUUAAAUGAUUCUCACGAUGUGAUAAGGGCGGUGCAUGUGUGUAUGUAUGUAUAUAG
Molecule: messenger RNA, 2687 nt
Organism: Coccidioides posadasii C735 delta SOWgp
Lineage: Eukaryota; Fungi; Ascomycota; Eurotiomycetes; Onygenales; Onygenaceae
Source: RefSeq, a predicted model, not a curated record